AUGGAUGAUACAGAUGAGACGGGAGAAGAGCAGACGUCAUUCACCUAUGCAACCCUAGCAAACUCAAACUCCCAACGCGAAUCUCGAACCGAGUUGCUCGACUCAGGAGCAUCGAGACAUAUGUCGUCCUAUCGCGAUCUGUUCCAAGAUUUCGUCAACAUCACGCCGAAACCCAUAACAACAGCAGACAAACAUACCUUCGAGGCAACAGGCAAAGGGGACAUCAUGAUCACCCUACCAAACGGCGAGUCAAACACGCGAAUACUCCUC
Messenger RNA from Suillus subalutaceus, 270 nucleotides. RefSeq lists its product as uncharacterized. The annotation marks the transcript as partial. Lineage: Eukaryota; Fungi; Basidiomycota; Agaricomycetes; Boletales; Suillaceae. The record is from RefSeq and is a predicted model, not a curated record. The transcript has a single exon.